Messenger RNA from Xenopus laevis (African clawed frog), 6051 nucleotides. RefSeq lists its product as uncharacterized. The record is from RefSeq and is a predicted model, not a curated record. The transcript is spliced from 9 exons. NCBI's taxonomy places the organism in Eukaryota, Metazoa, Chordata, Amphibia, Anura, Pipidae. Bases 37 to 5913 code for a protein of 1958 amino acids.
CGAGAAGCUGCGCUAAUCCCCGGGAGGCCAGUGCGCAUGCGCGUCUCUCAGCAGCAGCAGCGCAGGACAGAGGGAUGCAGCAAAGAUCCAGCUAAUGCUCCCGAGUCUCCCAUCAUCGCCCCACGCUCCAGCCUCUCUCUCCUCAUCCCUGGCCGGACUGUGAGCGGCGGCGGCAAGAUGCCAGGGGAAGGGGCAGCGCACACUGAGGCACAAGCAGGAUUAUCACCGUUUGCUUCCACUGCCUCAACUCCUAGUGGUGACUCCACAACGCCCAAAGUUUUAAGUCCGCUGCGAGAUUGUCUUCUGCUGAGCCCAGAACACGAUGCAGAAAAAGACCUGGAAUCCUCAUAUCUACAAGGCAAGGAAGUAGACAGGCCUCAGCCUGAAGGGGCAAGCAGUGAAACUCCUCCAGGGGGUUCCACCGCUAUUCAACACCUGGCCUUUGAGGUGUCUAAGGAACCUGAAGAGCAAGAGAGUGAAGAUAUUCACAAAGAACAAAUCAGCACUGAGGUACUAAGGCCGGACAUGCUCGAUACUAGAAUUGUGAUGGGUGAAGAGACCUCUUGUGACAGUGAGGAAACAGGCACUGUAAAUAAACUGCUUGGCCUUAUUACUGAACAUGAAUCUGUUUCAUCAGAUACUUUGGAAGAUGAGGGCUUCUCAUGUAAUGCAAAAGCUGAACUUUCUGGACAGGUUUUUGAGCAACUUGGCACUAAACAAUUUUUUGUGUCAGAUCCUUCUGAUGAAAUGCACUUGGAAUAUAAUGAGUCUACAAAUGAUUACUCUUUGAAGGAAAGUUUCUUUUCACAGGGUGAAGCAGUAACUGAUGUGCCUUCAUUAUUUCCGGAAUCCACCAAAGUGUCACCCUGCAAUUUGACCGAGUGCGAGAUGCAAUCGUCACAAAAUAGGCAUGCAUACAAUGUAGAUUCAGACCGCUACACUACUGCUCCUUCCACUCCAAUCAAAACCCUCUAUUCACACCUUAAGCACCCUCCUUGUUCAAAAGACAGUCUCGGAGAUGACCAAAAUGACCCAGAGAAUGAUAGUUUAUGUUCUCCUCCGACCUCGCCCUCUGGAUCCUAUAUUACUGCUGAAGGUAGCAGCUGGGCUUCUUCAGCUGCUUCUGGCUCUCCAUCAUACUCUCCAAAUUUGAUGGCUGAAGGAGAAACAAUGGAAACUUCCACUAAUUUUGCAGACCCUUCAACUACACAUGAGGAAGGUAUUUGCGAAGAUCCAUGCUGUAUGUCUCCUGACAUACUAGAAGAAGAAGAUGAAGACAUCCCGGAAUUUUAUGAUCAUAAUUUAGAAGCUGAAGACAUUUUUGUCACCAAUGAAGAGGUCAUCAAUGGAGAUCAAAGUGUUGUCCAAUCUAGUGAAGAAGAAGAAGAUGAUGAAGAUGAAUGGGAAACAGAUUUUGCACCAUCAUUUACCAGUAUUCCACUCUGCACAGAGUACAUUAGCACAGUUGCUUCAGAAUCUUUCUCUCCAUCUUCUUAUGAGCAUGACCAGGAACCUCUGUCCAUUGAGAGCUGCUCUUCAGAAACCCAUGGAUCCCUACAGGCAGCGAACACAGAUGCACUGCAUUCUGAGAUAUCAGGUGUCAUCCCACAGUGUGUUGAAAAUGAUCACAUGAUUCCUGCUUUCAUGCUACCAUUCCAUGGAAGUUUAAUAUUUGAGGCAGAGUCAAUGGAAAUCACCUUGUUCCCUCAAGGAGAGUCAACAGAGAGUGAGGUGGUGUAUGGGGAAGAGGAUGAUGACAGCACCUCUGCCUCCUUUCUUCAUUCUUUGUCAGAGACUUCCAUAAAUGAAGGGGUAGAUGAAUCCUUUGCUUACCAAGAUGACACAUCAGAGUCUUCAGAUUCUGCAUCUUAUGAUGGAGAAGAGGAUGAGAAGCGGUACAGCACAGAAGAGUAUGCUGUGACAAAUGAUUCUGCUUCCCAAAAUGUAGAGGGUCCUGUAGAAACCAAAAGCAACUCUUUAGAUUCUAGCUGUGAGAGUGAGAUGGAGACAUCUUCUGAUCUGACUGAUGAUGGUGAAGUUGGAGUUCCCUUGAAUACUGAAGAUCUUCAAAAAGGAAUAGAACAUGUUGUGGAGAAGGUGAGUUCCAGAUUUGAGACUGGCCCUCAGGAAAGUGCAAGUGAGGCUGAAGACUCUGAUACAUACAAUGUUACUGAGCAAAUUUCAGACUCUCAUAUUAGGAGCUCUGUUCCUGAGACGGAAUCUCAGUAUUUGUGUGCUACACAGAAAAGGGAAGAAAAGCAAUUGAGGUCAAGGCCUGAAAGCCCAGUAGGACAACAGUCUACAUCAUCAGGAUUAGAUGUUCUGAAUGCAGGGACUGAUAAUGUUGAUGAAUGCCUGAUUGCAUGUUUUGAUACAGAUGAAGAGCUGGAUUCUUUACCCCCUCUGAACACAAUGACAGAGAGUAUUAGAGCAAACAGUCAGCAGCAUGAGCAAAGUGGAAGGCAAUCAUCACUAGCUAUUAAUGUGACCGAAGAUGUAUAUCAGUUCUCCCCUGAGGGUGAAGAUGAUGGAUCAUUUGAAGAAGAUGAAGUACAAAGUAAUGUGAAUGUGGCAGAAGCCUCCAAGACAGAAGCUACUUCAUUGUCUUAUAUUCUGGAGACAACUGACAAAGAAAACCAAGACAUGAUCUUGUCAAAUGUAGAAAAGUUUUCUGAAUAUACAUUGUCUCAAGAUGCCCAAAAGAGCAGAGCAGAGGAAUUGGCUGAAGAAGAGUGUUUAUUUGCCUGCUAUGACUCUGGAGAUGAACAAGAAGAUGUCAGUUCUCUUGACCGGCAGGCUAUACUUGCUCAGAUAUACAGACAGCAAACAGAAGUUGAAGUCAACUAUAUUAUAAACCAAAGCGCCUGUGGCUCAGAUUCUAUCAUGUCUGCAGGUUUUGUGGAAGAAACCAUGGCAGAAAAAUCAUACCAAGCUCCCAAAGAUUUAUUGACAGAGCCAACUUCAAUGGAUUAUAGUCAUGCCCUUUUUAAUAAUCAGACAGAAUCAUCUCUGAAAAUGGACACUCAAGCUUGUCUAAUAGAUUUGCCCUGUGAGAUAAGAGAGGGACAAAUAAAGUCCACAUCUGGGGCAGAACAUGAUAAUAUUACAUUACAAAGCAACCCUACACCCACCAGUCAUUUCCAAUCAGAGAAAAGCAGACCAGACCUGAAAGAAAAUAUGGAGGUUUGCAAUGACGAAAAGCCAUGUGUACAAGAAUCACAUAUACACUCAUCAGCUACUGGACUAGCAGAUGAUGAGAAAGGUCCAACUAAAUUACAGGUUGAAGUUGAGCAUUUAGAUCCAAGGACUGUAUCUUCAGAGCACUGUGUAAAUAAUGUGAUGAUUCCAAAUAUAAUGGACAAAUGUCCAUAUGUUGUGAAGACUGAAGAGUGUGGCAAAAAUUCUGACAAGCAUUCUGAGGUCACUCUAAUUACCAGUUCAUUGAAACAGAAUAUUUGCAAUGAGAGAGAGGUACAACCUGGAAAUAGGAGUCAAGGUGAACAUGGAGCUGUCAGUGUAGGUGUUGAACACCAUGUCUCCAAAACAAACCCAGAACAAGAGCAUGCUGCAGACAAUAUACCAGUGCAUAGUGAUAUUGACAACUCAGUACAUGUUCAGGAUGAUAUUGAACCCACCUCACAAGUACCCCACAAAUUCCUUACAAGUACUUCACAUGUAGAUAAUGAAAACUUUCCUAGCCCUAAUUCUCUUUUAGAUAAAAAAGAAAAGUUUGAUAAAGAUAUAAGAAAUACUUGUUCUCUGUCCAGCCAGCCUUCAUGCAUGGAAGUCAAAGGCAGCAGAGAAGUGAAUACAGAGGAUGGCCCUGAAGAGCUGCUAGAUAUAAGCUCAAGUUCAAAGGAUUGUGCAGGGAGUACAAGAAACACAAACAGUACACUGGAAGGGGAGGACACGAGUCAAUAUCUCCGACCCUGUUCCCCAGUCUAUGAGACUGAAACCUCACAGACCCUAAAGAUAUCCAAAGAGUAUAAUAGACAGAGCAAAGAAGAUGGUGAUGACGCUCUCUCAUUGACACAUAGUGAUGCUUUACUUUUUGAAUAUAAUCAUAAUAAUCCAGUGGACACCUGUGAUAGUGUUUCUAAAGGAUCCAAGGAACAGAGAACAAAGGAGGAAAGGAGAACUAAGGAAGAAUACAGUUUGGGGUUAUUGGUUGUGAAUCAAACCCAGGAGAGAGAUUCUCAAAAGUGUUCAGGUGACUUUUUGGAGACGGCUGAAAAACUUGGAACAAAACAGACAGAGCUGUUCAGUGACAUUCAAGAAAUGGCACAAUUACUGCAAGGAUCCUUUGGUAAAUUGAACCAUCUGGAUCUUGGUGUUCGGUCUGCCAGUACAGAAAAAGUGGUAUCAAAACCUAGGGUCAGCAUUGAAGAAAUGGAUGUGAAUAACAAGUUAAGGUCCGAUUUACCGGUAGAUGAGCAGAGUCAGGGUGAAAAAUGGCAACCUACAAAGAAAGUCCACGUUUGUUCACAUGAGGGUGGAACUGAUGUUCAGAAGAAAAAAUGUCCAUUAAGUGAGGAGCAUGGCCACGAGAGCAUUACCACCAGUUCACAGAGUACAUGGCCAGUUCCCUCUAACGGAGACGAGGCACGGAUGGGUAAAAGAGAAAAUGAUGACGAUCAAAGUAGGUCAGGUGAAACCAUGUCUUUGGAAUUCAAAGACGAACCUGAGCCACCCAGUGUAUCAGAAAGCAACAUUCCUGACAGAGGUCCAAGUAAUGGAUCAAUAGAUGAAGUGGAAUCCAGUUUCCUUAGUAGGACGCAAGAUGAGAAGGGUCAAUGGGAAAUGCCACACCCUGUUAAAUUGGUGGACUCAGAGCAUAAGUAUCAUCUGCAUGGGAGCCCCAAGCCUGGGCCUCUUACCCACAAUCCUUCAAACAGUGAUAACCCUUCUGAGUAUACCUGCUUUAGCAUAAAUAAAGUGCCUCCACCAAUCUGCUCCAUGCCUGACUGCACUGCGCAGGAGAAGAAGAAAGCUGAACAAAUUGCAUCUUCCAUAGAGACCACAAGGGAACCUGAGAAAUUGUUCUUUGGAAUGGAUCACAACAAAACCCUGUCAGUUCUUCCUCAGUCCACUUGCAAGACCCCAGAAGUGAGUAGCAAGUGUCAUGGAGGGAAUUAUGAAGAACCUGUGGGGAAGAAAAGCCUCCUCACUUUUCAUCCGUCUGAACUCAGCUCUUCCAGUGAGAGUGAGCUGACUUCCUGCGGGCCGGAGAUGCCUUCACUUAGGGAAACAUCAGCAGUGACCCUCCUUGGUAUCACCAAGCCAGGCCCCAGGCAGAGAGGCUGUGAGUCGCUUAGUCACAGAGGUUCCUGCAAUGACUCCGAGAGCAACGAUGAAUCGCUUCCGGAACUUGAGGAGCCAGAUGUAACAGAGCCACGGACUUCAUCCAGUCAGAACCAGCUGGCUCACUGUGUGGCCCCGGGGGAGGAAUCGAUGAGCAAAGCCAAGCAGAGCCGCAGUGAGAAGAAAGCCAGGAAGGCCAUGUCCAAGCUGGGGCUCCGGCAGAUACACGGGGUCACCCGAAUCACCAUCAGGAAGUCCAAGAACAUUCUGUUUGUCAUCACGAAGCCGGACGUGUUCAAGAGUCCCGCCUCCGACAUCUACAUUGUGUUUGGGGAGGCCAAGAUUGAAGACUUGUCGCAGCAAGUGCACAAGGCAGCGGCCGAGAAGUUUAAAGUCCCCAUGGAACAUUCCCCCCUGAUCACCGAGACCACACCCACCCUGACAAUAAAAGAGGAGAGCGAGGAAGAAGAGGAGGUGGAUGAGACGGGCCUGGAGAUGCGAGAUAUAGAACUGGUGAUGGCGCAGGCCAACGUAUCGCGUGCCAAGGCCGUGCGGGCGCUCAGACACAACAACAACGACAUUGUAAAUGCCAUCAUGGAACUAACCAUGUAGCAGUCAGUGUGCCCUCCAGCUCCUCACUCUGUAUAGACCCACAGUUACUCAUAAACUCCAGCUCCAUGUUAGACCUGCAUUUAUUCCUACUAGGCUGCAACUUACAGCGCUACGCAAUAAACUGCCUGAUAAUCCCAA